AUGAAUCAAAUAACUGAAGAUUUCCGAAAAUUGCGGCUAAGACCGACGAAAGAAAGGAAAGGGCAACAGGAGGAACUGAUCGAGCUGAAUUCGCAAAACGCGGUGAACUCUCGAGGCACCGAGGGAAAAUGGCUGAAAUUCGUUGUCAUCUCGGACACACAUGAGAAGUUGGUGAAAAUACUGGAUAAAAUCCCCCGUGGCGAUGUCCUCAUCCAUUGCGGGGAUUUCACGAAUUAUGGCGGCUCGGCGGCGGUGAGCAAAUUCAACGAGUUGCUCGGCAAAUUGCCUCACCAACACAAGAUUGUCAUCCCUGGGAACCAUGAAUAUGGAUUUGAUACAAGGGAAAGCGCUAGAGAAUACGUCACGAGGGUGACAACGAAAAACCCCAGAGAGUUGCUCACGAAUUGCACAUUAUUGAUGGAUGAGUCAAUAGAGAUCUCGGGUAUCAAACUCCUAUGGCAGCUCUUGGCACAUUCUGCACGGAUUUCCUUUUAUUGUGAACCCGGAGCAGAGAUUCGGGAGAAAUGGGCGAAAAUCCCGAAUGAUGUCGAUGUGUUGAUCACACAUGAACCGCCUAGGGGAUUUCUUGAUAAGGCGCGGAAUCCAAAAUUCCACGUCUUUGGCCAUAUUCACGAGUGUUAUGGAGCGAUGACGAAUGGGAAAACCACAUUCAUCAACGCGGCUCAAUUGGAUCGAUCAAUGCAAACGGAAUACGCAUUCUACCUCUCACCCGACGAGAGGAAACCGAAAUGGGCACAGAUUCCCGCAGAUGUCGAUAUUUUGAUCACUCAUGGACCUCCUUUAGGAUACCUUGAUGCACGUGCGAAAGACCAACACUACGGUGAUGAUGAACAGCUGCUGGAAGCUGUUGAACAGCGAGACCCAAAAUUUCACGUCUUUGGCCACAUUCACGAAUGCUAUGGGGCAAUGACAAAUGGUCGGACAAUUUUUGUGAACGCAGCUCAAUUGGAUCGAUCGAUUGGAUGCAAACGGGAUCAAAUCCCGGAUGGAGAUGUGCUUGUGCAUUGUGGAGAUUUCACCAAUUUUGGCGAAUAUGACAAGAUUUCCGAGUUCAACGAC
Messenger RNA from Mesorhabditis belari, 1080 nucleotides. The record is from the annotation of a GenBank genome assembly. Lineage: Eukaryota; Metazoa; Nematoda; Chromadorea; Rhabditida; Rhabditidae.